Rhipicephalus microplus (southern cattle tick) is the source of this 1113-nucleotide messenger RNA. Its product is annotated as iris. Lineage: Eukaryota; Metazoa; Arthropoda; Arachnida; Ixodida; Ixodidae. The record is from RefSeq and is a predicted model, not a curated record. Gene Ontology annotation, molecular function: serine-type endopeptidase inhibitor activity.
AUGGAAGCUGCUUUUGGACAGUUGCUGUUCACUUUCUCGGUGAACCUUUACAAGCAGCUUCUCAGCGCGGACAGUGCGGCCAACGCCAGCAACCUGCUGUGUUCGCCGCUCACCAUCGCGGCUGCACUGGGAAUGACGCUUGCCGGCGCCCGCAACAACACCGCCAGGCAGAUCCGAGCUCUGUUCGUCGAAGGCAUAUCAUCCCGAAGCGUCUCGAGCGGACAUCCCCGUGCCUUGGAUGACGAUGACGUCAUCCACGACGCGUUCAGUUCUAUUAUUGGGAGUCUCAACUACGACAGCGAUGGAAUGGAGACAGUGAGUCUUCGUUUUGCCAACCGGCUGUACGCGAGCCUCGACGUACGGCUGGCCCCGGAGUACGCGGCGCUUGUCAGCUCGUCGUACAGGGCCUCGGUGGCCAACGUCGACUUCGACAACGACACAGAAGCCACGAGGCGUGCCAUCAACGGCUGGGUGUUCCAGGAGACGGCGUCCAAGAUUGCGGAGCUGCUGCCGCCAGGUUCGGUGGACUCGGGUACAUGCGUGGCGCUUGUGAAUGCCGUCUACUUCAGAGGCAGCUGGGCGGAGUUGUUCGAUCCCGAGCUCACCGCGGAGGAGCCCUUUUAUGAGACGCCCACGCGCAGCCGCAAGGUGAAGAUGAUGUACAGGACGGGACGCUUCGCCGUCGGGCGCCACGAAGGCCUUGGAGUUAGCCUGGUCUCGAUUCCGUACAGAAACCAGAACGUUUCAAUGGUUGUGCUACUGCCUCACAAGCUAGACGGUCUGGAUGACCUCGAGCAGCUCAUGACGCCCUCUCAGCUGUCCACCAUGAUCAACAAUAUGAGCAGCAUCACCAAGGUCCGUCUAAAGCUGCCCCGCUUCAAGUUGUCUACGACCUCUGACCUGCGUCGUCCCCUGUCAGCGAUGGGUGUCACCGAUCUGUUCACUUCGCGCGCCGACCUCUCGGGCGUCACGGUGAACCGCGGCAAACCGGGCUGCGGUGGCUCCCCACGUGGUGCUGGCGUGUCCGGUGGCCCUGCACCGAGCCGCUCUCGAGGUGACCGAGGAAGGCACCGAGGCAGCGGCAGGAUCGGCUUCGGUCGUCACCCGCCGUGA